CGUUUCUUGAUGAGCAGUGGCUGGCUGGUGGCGAUGAUGACUGGUGUUGUUGGUGUGCGGUGUGCUCGCAGACACAUGCAGCGCUGCUGUGCUGUUGUGGUGUGCAAUGCUCGCGGGCAGCGGCCGUCGCCAGUGUCAGUAUGGCGGCGACACUGGAGCAUGGAGAGUGUGUCUUCGAUUCGACGCCCCAAGUUUGUUGACUUCAAGCUGAGCGACGAGGAUGCGUUGGAGGCCGUGCAGAAAUGGCUACCCAAGCUGGCACCAAAUGCGAUCAAGAAGGCGCUGCAAGAGCAGCACCCGACACGCGCUUUCCUGCCCUUCUGGACAUACGAAGUGGAGGUGCACAGCAAGUUUCGGGGCGAGGUUGGUGUCAGCCAGGCGCGCGCUGCCUGGGAGCCGGAGGCCAGCUCCUACAGCGUUCACAGCGACCAGAACUGGCGCGACACACAGGGCUGGCUGGACGUUGGCGACCGCCACUUUGCCGCGACCAUCCCCGAGAUGCAAGUGUAUGCCGGGUUCACGUUCCGGAGGCAGAAUGUGCAAGCGCUGAAAGGGUCUUUUGUCAAGGACGCCGUGGAGUUUGACCCAAGCGCCCACCAGCACGCCCUGGAGGGCGCGACUGUCUACCCGUAUGAGAUGACCCCUGAGUUUUCCUGGUCACUAAUUCGCGCGCGAAUCAACGAUCUGGAGGCGGAGAUGGCGGAGGCGGUCCUGAAGCAGUACUAUGCUGCCGAGAGCGUGCGUUACGUCCGCACCAAGACAACCGUCCUCAACUGCGCCAUGCAGGCAGUGUACAUGCCUGCCUACAUCUUCACUGUCUCCGCAGGUGACCGCGUGUUCCGCACGUUUGUUAGCGGGGUCAGCGGCGAGGUUGGUGGGCAGAAGAUUUACUCGAGCGUCACCCUCGGCACCAUCGCCAGUGUUGUCGCCGGCGCGGCCACCAGCGUCUUCAUCCCCGAACCAACGACGGUUGCGUUUGCGGCAGGUCUCCCUGGCGUGGUGGCCGGCGCCCUUACCAAGCUGUUUCCGGGCUACAUGCAGGCGCGCUACGACGAGCGCUUGAGGCGCGAGAUUGACAGGCAGCGCCAGCUCACACAGCGGGCGUUGGACGAAGGUGUGCAGUUUGAGCACCAGGCCCGCGAGCUCACAAGCCAAGCACGUGCAGACAGAGAAAGCAUACAGACAACUCAGUUGCCCGCAGAGGAACUUGCAGAUCCAGAGGCCGUGUAUGCUGCGCUUGGGCUGCAGGAUCUGAAACAAAACGCAUCCCUCUUCGACAUCAAGGAGCACUUUCGGCGAGCCGUGUGGCACGUGUAUCCGCAACGCCUGCAGUCGUCUACCGCACAGCGCGAAUAUGAGGCCAUCUGUGCCGCAUACAGGCGUCUCAGAAACGACAAGACUCGGUGGGAAUACGAUGAGAGGGCCGUUGAGGCGAGGAGGAAAGAACUGGCAGCAGCAGCAGAACAGAGGCAACAACAGCACCAGCAACAACAACAGCAGCAGCAGCAGCAACGACAAAACCAGCAAUAGUUAACAGUGUGUUGGCCUUGCGUCCAUUUGGUUGUUUGCUUUGCGUGUACUUGACCACAAAUGACAAAGCACAGGAAAAGCGCAAGUUUGUUACUUCGUCUGAAAAAAAAAAAAGGAAUGUCAUCGUCAUCAUCAUCAACACAUACACACAUUCACAUUCGAG
Salpingoeca rosetta is the source of this 1693-nucleotide messenger RNA. RefSeq lists its product as uncharacterized. The record is from RefSeq and is a predicted model, not a curated record. The transcript is spliced from 8 exons. Lineage: Eukaryota; Choanoflagellata; Craspedida; Salpingoecidae. Bases 10 to 1530 code for a protein of 506 amino acids.